CAGAUAUAGUGAAUGCAGGGUCCGGGGAGACCAGAUAUAGUGAAUGCAGGAUCCUGGGAGAUCAGAUACAGUGAAUGCAGGGUCUGGGGAGACCAGAUAUAGUGAAUGCAGGGUCCUGGGAGACCAGAUACAGUGGAUGCAGGGUCCUGGGAGACCAGAUAUAGUGAAUGCAGGGUCCGGGGAGACCAGAUAUAGUGAAUGCAGGGUCCUGUGAGACCAGAUAUAGUGUAUGCAGGGUCCAGGGAGACCAGAUAUAGUGGAUGCAGGGUCCAGGGAGACCAGAUAUAGUGAAUGCAGGGUCC
Messenger RNA from Staurois parvus, 302 nucleotides. The record is from the annotation of a GenBank genome assembly. NCBI's taxonomy places the organism in Eukaryota, Metazoa, Chordata, Amphibia, Anura, Ranidae.